AUGACGGAGAUUCUGCGCGAGAUUCUGCGCGACUCUUUUGAGGGUCGCCAGGCCAGGUAUCAAGUGCGGGAAUGCGGAGAAGACACACUUUCCUUUCUCUCUCACUCACGCGACCACCACUCGCCCACAUUCGCACGCACCUUUUCUCAAUCUCCUCUCUCUAGCAUCCAUCAGAUAUCAGAUAUCUCACAUCUCAUCUUGAGUAUCUCCAGCAAGGACACGUUCAUAAACGCACCAACCGAAUUCCCCAAUUACUACGCAUCAUCCUCACCACCCCACGACGCGUCAACAACCUCAUCAGUCCUCUCUCCCAAAUCGGGCCCUGAUGACACACUGUCUCUGCCCUCCGCCCGGACCACGCCCAAGACGCCCUUUGCCGAAGUCUCCACGCCAGACCUAGGCUCGGGCCCCCCGGCUGCCCCGAGGCCCCGUCCCUUCUGGCCCCCUGGCACGCCCCGAUCCGAGGGAGCAGAGUCCCAUGUCGUCGUAGCCCCGGUGACGUCCGAGGACCAUGAGCAGAGGACAGUGGCUGGGUUCCCGGCCACGAAGAAAUCCUCGAGAGACAUGGAGGGCCCUACCCGGAUACGGUCUAGCAUAGCCUGCUUGCGAUGCCGAAGGUCGAAGAUCAAGUGCGACAACACCGGGCAUUUGGAUGCCGCCUGCGAGAACUGUAUCAAGUCCGGCCACAAGUGCGAGUGGCCCGAUCCGUCGCCGCUUCCCCCCAAGAGAUCCGACCCCCCCACCAAUCUCAGGCAGGACAAAGAAUCCGGCCACGAAAGGAAGCGGUUCAAGAAGAUCGUGGACACCUCCGUCCAGGACAGCCGGCGUUAUGCCGAGGAUAUCCUGUCGGCGCCCUUCCUCGACAGGGACGUUUGGGACCAAAUCUUUUCCACUUACAAGCGUCACUUUGCCACCGAGCUCCCUUUCCUUCACAUCCCGACACUAAAAGACAAGAUCUUCCAGUCCGAUAAAGACCGGACCGCGUCGUCCACUUCCCCCGAGCUCAACCUGGUUCUCCUCGGGCUCUUGGCCCUCACGGCACGGUAUCACCACGACCUCGUCAAGUACGUCGACCACAUGUCGUCCCAUCAGUCGCAAGACAGGUCGACGCCUUCGGUCCCCGCGUCGCAGGACAAGACUGUGGGUUCCAAGUCCCGUGCCGGCCGGAUCAGGUCAGAGGCGGCCGCCGCCUCCGAGUUCUUCGCCAACGCCCUCGACAAGGCGCUCGGCUCUCUCAAGACCGCCAUGACCAAGGCCACCGUGGAACGGGUGCAAGCCCUCCUCAUGCUUGGCCUCUACGAAUGGAUCUCCAGGAACCACGACGGCCUGGGAUCUUGGAUGUACGUCGGCAUGGCCGUCCGAAUGGCGCAGGCCCUCAAGCUCGGCUUCGGCGACAGGCAGCCUCUCGUGGACAAACCGCCCCCCGUUAUGACGGAAGACAUGAUCAUUGACCGGGAAGUGAGGAGGCGCACCAUGUUCAGCUGCUUCAUCCUCGAUCGCCUCUUGUCCUGCGGCAUAGAACGCGUCUCGCUGAUCCGCUCCGAGGACCUGCAGAUCCAGUUGCCGUGUACCGAGGAAGACUUCGACCUGACCCGCCAGGUGUACACGGGUUUCCUCAAGACGUCCGACAACGAUUGCGCGGAUCCCCGACCGGUGGUCGAGAACAGCCCGAAUGCCCUCGCUCUUUUCGUGCAGUUGGUCGAUAUCUGGGGCGACAUCUCCCGGUACAGCUAUUCCGGGGGCCGGUUUUCCGAGGCCAAGGGCAUCACCCCGUGCGACGAAAGAGCCCGCUUCGCCCGUUUGCGACGGCAGCUCGACUGCUUCGGCGAGAGGCUCCAAAACCCAAAGGUGUUCAUGAACUUUACACUUUCUCGGUCCAACUAUUUCAAGCACGACAAUCGCCAGGGCGCCUCUACCUACGUCUCGCUCCACAUGCUGCUUUCCCUGUGCAAGAUCAUGCUGCUUCGCGAGUACAUUCCCUUCAUCCCCAUCAAGUGUGCUAAGCCGAGCGGGCCGUUGGAUCCUCCCACUUUCACGCCCGGGGAGGUCCCGCCCGUGUUCUGGGAGGAGACGGCGAAAGAACUGUUCCGCGCGGGGAGGGACAUCGUCGACCUGAUCGAAAUCUGCGGGGACAAGCUGCCGCAUUCCUCGCUCGUCGUGUUCGCCAUCUGGCAGGCGGCCUUCAUUGGCAUUUACGCUCGGCACUUUCCCCACAUGGACAUGGACAACUCCCUGGUCAGCGAAGAGGAAAUCCGGGAUCGCGCUCUGGGAGGGCACACGGACGCCACGGCGACAGGGACAGGGACAGGGACAGGGACAGGGACAGGGACAGCAAGUGGCACCAAAGUGACGUUCGACGCACUUGGUAAACUGGCGCAACACUCGAACCUGGCCGCUGUAUACGUGGCCAAAUUUAGAGAAGCCGAGGAAUUCUUUGCCAAAGUGGUAGCGGACUACCAUCGGAAUGUUGGAAGACAAAAAAUCGCCAGGGGUCAAGAUGGGGGAGGACAGAGGUUAAGCAUCCGCAUGGGCGGAGAUACGGGCGGGAUCGAGGAGUGGGUGAAGAGACAAGAAGGGAUCACGAACAACGCAUCCAUUAUAGAGGAGGAGCGACAACGCAGUUACGCCGAUGGUUACGAUGGGCCACAGGGACCACAUGGACCACAUGGAGCUCACGGACCUCACGGAUCUCAUGGAACUCGCACGAACCAUGCAGACAGUGCUUCUUCCAUCGCCCCCGAACGUGUGGGAACGUCUUCCCGGUCGCAACUCUCCUCCUUUUCGGCCAUCAACGGCCCCCGGACCCAACCGACGCCGAAUCCCGAUGCCCACCAUUUCCCGGGCAUGAGGGAAGAAGCGAGAUGCCAUCAGCACGUCCACUACGGUCCCGUGUCCCAACAGCUCACCGGAUCCGACAGUCCCGCGGCAGACAGCACGAUCAUGGUCCCCGACACCACGAUCGGUUCGGAUUUGAAAGUCAUGGAAGACGUGGAAGGCAAGCGGUUCGGGACUUCAUACGUCGAUAUUCCGGAUUUCAUAGGAUUUGGCGAUUUUGGGAUACUGCCGAGUCUGUGGCCGAUGGAGCCGGGGAUGGGUGCCGUGGACGACGACGGAACCAAGCUCGUCUUUGACCACAUCCCGGCAGCAGAGGGGAUGGCAGCAUCAUCCGAACUUGGCUGCUGA
Messenger RNA from Sodiomyces alkalinus F11, 3183 nucleotides. RefSeq lists its product as hypothetical. The coding region runs from base 1 to 3183 and encodes 1060 amino acids. NCBI's taxonomy places the organism in Eukaryota, Fungi, Ascomycota, Sordariomycetes, Glomerellales, Plectosphaerellaceae. Gene Ontology annotation, cellular component: nucleus. The transcript has 3 exons. Gene Ontology annotation, biological process: regulation of DNA-templated transcription; DNA-templated transcription. The record is from RefSeq and is a predicted model, not a curated record. Gene Ontology annotation, molecular function: DNA binding; DNA-binding transcription factor activity, RNA polymerase II-specific; zinc ion binding.